CACUUGUCUUUGAAAAUUGUUGUAUUAAUAUUUGGUUUCGUUGGAUGUACUGGAGUAGGGUUCGACUGCUGAAUUCUUUCCCCAAAAUAAUGUGAGAACGUACUGAGACUUCGUAUGCAUGUGCUGUAUGUUAUUUCCAGUAUCUUAGCGAGAUGUGGAGGCUCUAUCUCAAAACGUGUAAGUUACAUUCUGCUUUCACUAUUGUUUGUUGAUUACGAUUUUGACAGCCCCAAGUUAAUUUAAGAGAGAACUGAAGUAGCUGGCAGCUUUUGAUAGUUCGCAGCAGGUAAAUCAUCCAUUGUGAGCUGUUUUUGCUAAGGAUAAAGAAUGUCCAGAAUUCUGGACAGAGUACCAAAAGUUCACCGUGAAUAGUUAAGUUGAUUAUUCUUGUGCAAGACGUACAAUUAUUUCGUUGCAAUUACGUGCGAGUAUUCUGCAAGGCAUUGGACCAUCCCUCGUCUCUUGAUAAUCUAAAUGUUUCCAGUGACUGAUCCAUAUUUUCGAUUCUAGUGUUCAUUAAGUAUGACAUUUUUGUUGAAAAUCAGCAUUGGAUAACAGGUUUUUAUAGUACCAAAAUACGGCAAUUAGUUGAUGACUAAUUAAAAAUAUGGGUUUGAAUUUCCAUGCCAAAAGAAAAGCUUUGAUGUGCACGUCCAGUUUGAAUUCAAAGUAUUCAGAAUAGUUUGGAUUUGAUUCGAAAAGUGGCUUACUGAUGAUUUCCAUUCCUGAGUUUGAUUGUCAUAUUGAUUUAUGAUUCCCACUCCAGAGACUAGAUGAUAGAUGAAAAAAAAUCUUGAGGGUUAUUGAUUUCAAAUUUUCCAUUAGUAAUUGGUACAUUUGUUUAAGAUGUUUCAGAGCCCAAAAAUAAUGGCUUGCAUCAAUCAUUUACAUUCUCUUAGGAUUUCCUACUCCAUAGAAGCAAGCAGCUGCAUGUGCAAUAGUAACUUGCUUGUGCUUAAACCUAAUGGAUAUCAAAAUAUUUUAAACAGUUUCCCUUGUUCUACAGUUUCCUAUUUCUAAGAUACCUACAGCAUGAUUUUUGAAAAGUAGUUUACUGAGAAGGAUGCUGAUGAACAAAGGGCAUUUAAUUUUUGCCUUGUCCAUGGACGACGAUUUACGUAAUCUUUUAAUGAAAUGGAAAUGUGCUUAAAGAAGCAUUCUUGCCAUAAUAAUUAUUGCAUUCAAAUGAGGUGUGGCAUUUCAUCUUGGAGAUGCUGCUUCAGGUAAUGUAUGAUUUUGGAACAUUUCAUAAAAGCAAACUUAUUCAGUUCAAUGAAAAGGAAAUUUUUAUCUGCCAUUUUAAGGAAAUGAUGUACUCAAUUUUUCAUUUUUCAGCUAUUCUUCAGAAAUACAUAUUUGUCAGUAUAAACUGCAAGGAAAUGUCCUAUGAAACCACUAACAAUGCUGCAAUAUGGAAAGUAGCAUGUUGGAAUGGCAGUAAAGGAAUUGGUUCCAAGAUAACCUUUUAUGUUGCUGUGUGGUGUACUUAACAACUGAGACCUGUGGAGUGUGGAUUGAUGAAUGAUGUUCUGCUACAUGGGAAACUGAUCCUUGAGGUUCAGACAUGUCAACUUUAAAUUACAUCUUAAGUUCUGGGUGAAAUAUGCACCCUUGUGACUAUGGGUUCAUUAUCUCAGUGAAAUGAUGAAUCUCUGUAGAAAUGUCAAAAAUUAAAAAAGGAAAAAAAAAUGCAGUGAAGAUACUCAGAAGAUAAUUAGUGUCUUUGACAAGUUGACAAGAUUGGAAACUUCCUGUUCAGACUGUUAACGUCAUUGAAACCAGGAUGAAUGCUAUAAUAUUGGAACAUCAACAAGAACUUUUAACUCAUGUUCUCAGUACAUAAAAGCUGCUGAUUUGUAUGUAGCCAGUUUUUAAUAUGAUAAAUGUCUUAACAGACUGAGGAAUAUUAAUUUUGAAGAUUUGGAAGAUCUAGUCUCACUGACAGCCAGAAAGGCCUUCUGCCCAAUGUCGAGCAUGAUUCCAGCAGCUGACAAGAAGUCCGUUACGCGUAACUACCUUGUCAAUGACACGGUGUGCUGUGAGGUGCUGGAAGUGAUGCCAGACACUGAGAAGCUUGUGGUUGGUAUGAAGGGCUUUGCUCUUCCUCCUGAUUCCGAGUAUUCGUGUCGUCUUGGCUUAAUCACCAGUGAAGAUUUCCCAGAGAUGUAUAAGAAAACUCAAGACAUGAAGGGAGAGUCCUACCAGAAAGUACUGGAGAAAACCUUAGGUUUCUACAACCCGAACAACAUUAACUACUUGGCCAAUUUACUUGGUCUUGGAAGCACCAAUUAUUCACACAUGACUGGAAUGCGUGGAAGAUUCCCUGAACAAGAGUAUGCAUCUGAACUUCGUCAGAUACAAGCGAGCAAGUGGGCUUUCAGGAGUGUAGCCGAAGGCAUUGAGCAUUUCAAGUCAGGAAGGCAUUCUGAGGCAUUUCAGUGUUUGAACAAAGCAUUGAACAUCGAUCCUCGAAAUGUUGAAGGAUUGGUGGCACGUGGAGCAUUAUACGCAAAUAGUGGCAGUUUCCAAAAAGCCAUAGAAGAUUUUGAAACAGCUCUAAAACUGAACCCCAACCACCAGAAUGCUCGUAAAUAUGCUGGAGAAACAUUGGUUGCUCUGGGGAGAAGUUACGAAGAUGAAAACAAAUUUGACGAAGCCCUGAAAGCAUACCAGAACUGCUUAUCUCUCAUACCAUUUCAUGAAGAAGCUCAAAAUUCUAUUGAAUAUUUGAAAAACAAGAUUCUGAACAGCUCUAAAUUAUCAGAUUCAGAAGUUACCAUACCAGGCUUAAAUUCUUCAAAAUCUGCUGAAGUGAAAGAAACAUUGAAGCAGCUACUGAAAAGCAAUGAAGAGGAGGAGAAAAAGGAGAAAGAAAAAUCGAAGUCCAAGAAGAAGAAAGAGAGGAAGUCUAGGAAACGGCGACACCGUUCUAGUUCAUCAAGUAGUACUUCCAGUUCAGCAAGUUCUCGGAGUUCGUCGUCUUCCUCAUCGUCGUCUUCAGAUUCAAGCUCAGCUUCAUCGAGAUCUGGAUCCCAUUCACGUUCACGCUCACCUUCCAGGUCCCGAAAAUCUUCAAAAAAGCACAGGAAAAGUUCCAAAAAGAAAGAAGACAAGAGGGAGAAAUCACUUUCACCGUUAAGCAAAAGAAUGGCUCUCAUGGAUCCUAACAGUGAAGUUGAAGGUCUUGGAGGUUUACUUGCGCAGAGGGUAUCACAUUACAAUCCACCUGCUGUUCCAUUUUCUUUUACUCCAUUUCAGGUUGUGCAAGAUACCAGUAUGCAAAAAUCAUAUGAAAAAGAUGAUUAUGAGCAGAGAGUUUGUAGAUUUUUGGAACAGACUAAAGGAGACUCAGAAUAUGAAGAAAAGGUUCGAAAAUUCUUGGAGGAAUCUGCACGAUGGAAAAAGGAAAGGAAAGCUCAGGAGGAAAAAUCAAAGAAGAAGAAAAAGAAGGAAAAGAAGUCCCGUGAUAAGGAGAAGAAUAAGAAGAAGAAGAGGGAACGUGAAGAGCAUGAGAAGAAGAAGAAACAUAGGAGCAAACGCUCCGAUAAAUUUGACAUAAAAGAUUUCGAAGAACAGAUGGAGUCAAAGAAGUUCAGAGAUGCUAUUAGGAAGGAGCUCACUGUUAAGGACGAAACACGAAAACGAAAAAGUAUAGAUGAUGAAGAAGAAUUCCUGUAUGGAUCAGGAAGUGACAAAAAGGAUUUGAGAUUGCUUGGACUUGAAAACCUUCCUGAUCUUGAAGACUUGGAAUCAAAGUUAAGUGCUUAUUAUGCCAAGGUGGAGAAGGAUACUGGGUUAUCAAAAAGGAGUGAGGAGAAAGGUGAGAAAGAAAAGAAGAGACACUCCUCCAGCCCGGGCAAAAAUAAACAUGCAUCACCAAAAGUUGUUUUUGUUCACAAUGAAGAGGCAAAAGUAGAAGAAACAUUAAGAGCAAGAGAAAAGAAAAAGAUGGAUAUGUUUGCAGACUCACCUUCACCACCAGCAAAUUCAAAGGAGAAAGCAACACCGGAGUCCGCUACAGUCAUGCCUUCGAAAUGGAAGAUACAGAUUGGCUCAACAAACACUAGAAUUAAGAAAAAGGACAAAUCUCAAAUUGAAAAGGAACCGUGGGAUGAAAUUGAAGAGAAGAGGUUCAUUUUCUUGAAAGACAAUGAUAAAGAAGGUAGUGAAGAUGAAGCUGAGGUGCGCAAGAAGAAACAACCGGAAGAAAAGUUUAGUGCCAGGAAAUCCAGAGAAACAGCUGAAAAGAUUGUACAAGAAAAACCUAAAAAAGAAAGUUCAGAGGAAGCAAGAGAAGAUUCUAUUACUAAAACGCAACAGUUUAUGGAUAAGUUUCAGAGUGGUUUUAGAAUAAACUCAUCUCGUUCCUCAGAAAAAAAAUCAGAUGAGCUCCCUCCCCUGCCACCUGGUAUGCCCCCAAAGACAUCAUUCACCAUAUCAGGUAGAGGCAAGACAACACCAGUGUUAGCAAACUCCAGUUCACAAGCCAAGGGCCCAAGGACUGAUAGUGAUACAGAUUCCAAUGCUUCUGAGAAACGAAAGAAAAAGAAACCACCGCAGCAACAACCACAGCAACAGCAGCCUACUCCUACAUCACAACAGACACCAACUGCAGCUUCAUCUAGUGCAGGUCCUGGUAGAAGGCUUUCAUCUGGUGAAUCAUCACGUAGCAGGUCUCGCUCUCGAACAAAGUACAGUCGUGCUUCUAGCAGUAAUAGCUCACGGUCUCGCUCUCGUUCAUAUCCAAAGAAUAGGAACAGGUCUAAAUCUGCUUCCUAUGAUGGUAGACGAUCACGCUCAGCAUCAUAUGCUAGGUAUGGUAGCCGUUCAAGAUCCCGAUCUUAUUAUCGUAGUUCAGCAUCACGUUCAAGAUCUCGUUCGUACCGUAGCCGCAGUCGAUCAUAUGAUCGCUAUUCACGUAGCCGAUCUCGGUCUGAGGAUUACAGGAGGCGUAGCAGAAGUGAAUCUGAUGACCGUCGCAGGAGGCACGAUUACCACAUGAAUAAAUUUCAAGGUCGAUAUCCACGUAAUCGUGGCACAUAUUACAGGCCUCGUUUCCAGAGCAAUUACAAGAAUGCACGUGGUGGAAGUAAUUUUGCUAAUCGUGGGAACAGGAAUUUCCAUCAAAAGUAUGGACCCGGUCGAGGAAACAGGCCAUUCAACAAUCGAGGGAGAGGGAGAGGAAGGCCUAGGUUUUUUCACUAUAAACCUAGUUCUGGUUAUAGAGACUACCAUAGCAGACGUUAUGAGGGAAGACCUCGAUCCAGAAGUAGUGAUGGUAGGAGGAGCUACAGCCGUGAAGAUGAUGAUCCAAUGAAGAAGGUUGAUGCAGCGAAAGAAAAGAUAAAUAAGUAUAUUGCAGAGGAAAAUAAGAAAGAUGAUGCACAAGCAGCUUCCAGUAAAUCUAGGGAUGAACCAUUAAGUGAAGGGGAAGCUGUUGACGAUGAUGAUUAUGGGUUGCCACCAUUACCUCCAGGUGGCCCACCAUCAAGAGAGUCAAGUUAUGUUGACCGUAAAUCUUACGAAGGUAAAUGGGCUGAGAAAGACUCUGAAGAGAAGAGUUCAAGAAAUAGGGGAUCAGAGGGCCCAAGAUUACCCCCAGAAAAUAGCAUUGAGGAAAUGGACAAGUUUCUGAAUAAAGUUAAAGGUCAGAAAAAAGAUGACUCAAAGGAAAGAAGUAAAUCAUUUGGAAAAUCGAGCAGUAACUGGUGAUCUUCAUCAGAAUUGUGACUGUAAAAUAUUCCUUUGCCUUAACUUUCCAUGUUAUAUUUGUGUGUGAGAAAUUGCGUACAUCUCAGUAAAAGUAAUUGUAGUGUUGUGUGCAUAGUGAACUGAAUUAUUUUUGUUCUGUCACUAUUUUGACUUGUGCACUAUUAUCAUGACACUGCUGAUACACAUUGUAAAUAUUUUGUAAUCUUACGUUAUUUAAUAUAAUCUUCCAGUUCGUUGUGUGAGGUAUGUAUUGUUCCCUUCAUUUAUUUGAAAGCACAGCAGAUGGGCAGAAGUACGAUUUAUGUAAAAGUGAGUCUCCAAUUAUAAUUGAUAGAACAUUCCAACUUUUAAGAAUAGUGCCUGUAAGACUGCUGAAACUGUGUGUAGCUUUUAAGCAUUUCAGUAGUUGAAUAGUAAUUUCUUUGAAUGUAAUCAGUUUAUCACUGCAUAGUUUUAUCAAAAACAGAAAUGUGAUGUUCUUGCAAUACUAAAUAUUUCAGUUCAUUACGAGGAAAAUCAGGCUGUCAUUCAGGCUGUACAAAUAUCAUAACACCUCAUUUGAACUUCAUUUAGGAUAUUUGACACUUGACAGAAAUGUGAGAUACGAACUUCAUUUUAAAAUUUUGUAAAUUGUCAUCUUACUGUCUUGGAUACAGUAAUAAAUUGUAUCAAAAUACAUUGUAUUUCAUUCUUUGUAUUUAUUACAGCUACACAAAUAAAUGAAUGAACCUGG
This is a messenger RNA of Schistocerca gregaria, 6445 nucleotides long. RefSeq names its product tetratricopeptide repeat protein 14 homolog. Lineage: Eukaryota; Metazoa; Arthropoda; Insecta; Orthoptera; Acrididae. The transcript has 17 exons. The record is from RefSeq and is a predicted model, not a curated record. Gene Ontology annotation, molecular function: protein binding. Bases 1966 to 5712 code for a protein of 1248 amino acids.